This is a messenger RNA of Gasterosteus aculeatus aculeatus (three-spined stickleback), 4792 nucleotides long. RefSeq names its product kinase suppressor of ras 1a (gene ksr1a). Gene Ontology annotation, cellular component: cytoplasm. NCBI's taxonomy places the organism in Eukaryota, Metazoa, Chordata, Actinopteri, Perciformes, Gasterosteidae. The record is from RefSeq and is a predicted model, not a curated record. Gene Ontology annotation, molecular function: ATP binding; protein kinase activity. Gene Ontology annotation, biological process: protein phosphorylation; Ras protein signal transduction.
GAGGGGGAGAGAAAGAGAAAGAGGGGGGCAUUUGCUGUCAGCUAACUUCCACAAUAGGUCGCUGCGUCGCUGGACUGCUGCAUGCAUUUUUUUCUUCUUCUUUUCUUGUUCAUUUUUUAUUUCAGCUUAAGACUUUGACUCCAGCCCUCCCAGCCGUGCCCGAUGCUGAGGAAUGGAUAGUGCGUCUGCUAAAGGUGCGAAGAUGGUCGAGAGUGAUGAGCAGCCGGAGAGGGACAGCGGCGGCGGUGGCGCAGCGAUGGCCGCGCUACAUCAGUGCGAACUCAUCCAGAAUAUGAUUGAAAUCUCCAUCCCCAGUCUGCAGGGACUACGGACCAAAUGCGCCGCGUCCAACGACCUCACUCAGCAAGAAAUACGCACUUUGGAGGUGAAGCUGAUGAAAUACAUCUGUAAGCAGCUGCAGUGCAAGCAGAAAGUGCCCGAAACAGAGAGGCCCGAGGCCCUCGACAGCUACCCGCACCUACGAGAUUGGCUGCGCACCAUCAACCUGCGACCGGAGCUCAUCGAGGCUGUUGCAGCAAAGUUGUCGCUGGAUGCCUUACUGCAGAUGUCAGGUGCUCAGGUGAGAGACACCAUGAGGAGACUAGGGUCCAGUUCUGAAGAAUGUGCCCGUCUCAGUGCUGCCCUCUCCUGUCUGAAGAGUGUCACUGAAUCAGGAGGGGAACUGAGGGAGGAAGGCAGCCCCUGGCUGUCUGAGCCCACACGGAGGGACAGUGGCUCUCUGCUGACUUCAGAUCAGCUGACCGGCUUCGGGACUCCACUCCGCCCUCACAGCCCGUCGCCCCUCGCCCGUCCGUCUGCCAUCCACUCCACCCCGUCGACCCCCUGCGCUACCUUCCCUCAUCCCCGCUCGGGCUCGGUAUCAGCGGCGCCCACGCCCGAGGCCCUCGCGUCGUACUGCGAGAGCCCCCUCACGGACCCGUUCCCGCUGUCCUUCUCCCACGCUGCCCGGCUCCACGGACACACAUCCACCCCGCCCGUCACUCCACCCUCCAAGAGGCGGCAUCAACUGAAGCCCCCCUGCACCCCUCCGCCCCCGUCCCGCAAAGUGAUGCAUCUCCUUCCCAAUAUCACCCUGACGCGCAGCAAGAGCCACGAGUCCCAGCUGGGAAACCGCAUCGAGGACCCGCCUACCAACAAGUGUGUGAAAAAUAAUAAGUUGCUGCUGAAUAUGCAAGUUAACGGGAACGGAUGUGAUGACUCGCCGUCUCGUUACCCCGUCAUGUCUGCGCGCACCCCUGGAGUCACACCAUCUGCCACCACAGUGUCUUACACCCUGCCCGGCACGCCAACCCUCCUGGAAGAGCACAGCAGCAUUAGGAAUAACGUAGCAGGACAUCGCAGCUCCCCACAAGCAGUGAGGAGGGACAUUGGCUUAGCGGUCACGCACAGGUUUUCAACCAAGUCCUGGCUGUCCCAGACAUGUCAGGUGUGCCAUAAGAACAUGAUGUUUGGGGUUAAGUGCAAACACUGUCGGUUAAAGUGCCAUAACAAAUGUACAAAGGAAGCCCCGUCCUGCAGAAUCUCCUUUCUACCAAUCGCCAAAAUUCGGAGGACCGAGUCCGUUCCGUCUGAUAUAAACAACCCGGUGGACCGGCCGUCAGAAUCACCGCAGUUUGGUACACUACCAAAGGCCAUCACGAAAAAGGAUCAUCCUCCAGUACUGAACCCACUGGACUCCAGCAGCAAUCCGUCCUCCACCACCUCGUCGACGCCCUCCUCCCCCGCGCCCUUCCAGCAGAGCAACCCCCCCAGCGCCACCCCGCCACCCAACCCCUCGCCCAAAGGCCACCGGGACAGCCGCUUCAAUUUCCCCGCUGCCUGUUACUUUCAACAUAGACAGCAGUUUAUCUUCCCCGACGUCUCCAGUCCUGCUCAUUUGCACCCAUUUGACGUCCUUCAAGACACUGUCAGUGAGAUAGAGCAAUCGGCAGAGGACCUGCCGGCUGAGCUGGUAGAAGAUGAAGAUGAAGAGGAAGGGGAGGAGGAAAUAGAGGACGAAGACGAAGACCCCGAAGCGGAGGGCGAUAAUGAAAACGAGGAGGAGGAUGAGGAAGGGGAAGAGGAGGACGAAGAGGAGGACAUGAGGAUGAACGUGGGCUCCGACGGCGAGUGCGACGAUCUGGAUGACCUGCCCGGCUCUCGGGGAAACGGCUGGAAAGGUCCCAUCUCCCGCAAGGCGAGUCAGACCAGCGUCUACCUGCAGGAGUGGGACAUCCCGUAUGAGCAGCUGGACCUCGGGGAACUCAUAGGGAAGGGCCGCUGGGGCAGAGUGCACAAGGGGCGGUGGCACGGCGAGGUGGCCAUCCGACUCCUCGAGAUCGACGGCAACAACCAGGACCAUCUGAAGCUCUUCAAGAAGGAGGUGAUGAACUACAGACAGACCAGGCACGAGAACGUGGUCCUCUUCAUGGGGGCCUGCAUGGCUCCGCCCCACCUAGCCAUCAUCACCAGUUUCUGUAAAGGGAGGACAUUGUAUUCAGUCGUGAGAGACACUAAAAACAAGUUGGAUAUUAAUAAGACGAGACAAAUUGCACAGGAGAUUGUCAAGGGAAUGGGCUAUCUGCACGCUAAAGGCAUUGUUCACAAAGACUUGAAGUCAAAGAACGUUUUUCAUGACACCAACAAAGUCAUAAUCACAGACUUUGGGCUGUUUGGGAUCUCUGGAGUUGUUCAGGAGGGAAGGCGUGAGAACAAACUAAAACUUCCACACGGCUGGAUUUGUUAUCUCGCACCAGAGAUUGUGCGCCGGAUGAGCCCCGGUAACAACGAGGACCGCCUCCCUUUUUCCACCGCGGCGGACGUGUACGCCUUUGGAACCAUUUGGUAUGAACUUCAAGCUCGGGACUGGCCAAUCACCAACCAGCAUGUGGAACCUACCAUCUGGCAGGUGGGCAGCGGAGAGGGCAUCAAGAAGGUGUUGGCGGAGAUCAGUCUGGGCAAGGAGGUCACUGAGAUCCUCUCUGCAUGCUGGGCGUACGACCUGAGGGAGAGGCCGACCUUUACCCACCUGGCCGACAUGCUAGAGAAGCUGCCCAAACUCAACCGCAGGCUCUCGCACCCCGGACACUUCUGGAAGUCUGCAGAGUUGUAGCAGCCACUCUGAAACUUAGGCAAUGCAAAACAAAAGCCCGGGACUACCUUGCAUGCUCUUGUAUCCUUAACUCUCACAGGAUUGAUCAAAGCAUUGCUGCUGCCUGCAACAGACGCUGCUUCCACUAAUCCGCAGUCUGAUCUCGCGCGUCUAACCGCCACGUUUUGUUGUCGGAAAGGGAGGAUCGGGGGAGCGAGGUGUGACGGCGGGAGGAGAAGCGGGCGGAGGGUGGGCACAGCUGUUGCCCCUCGCCCGUUCCCUCCUUUUGUCAAACGUCUUUUUUCCUUUUCUCCUUUUUUUUUAAAUCUUCUUUUCUGUAACGUUGUGCCGGGGGGGAGGGCGGGGGGGGGGGCUUUUGGAAUAACCAGCUUGCGGUGUCCGUGCUGGGACUGAGUGGCGUUCUCUUCCCCCCGUCCUCGGCCUUCUCACCUUCUCUGUGCUGCUGCGUGAUGUGGCUCUAGGUGGGGGGGGCGACCACAAGGCUCUUUUUCUCUAUAUACACUCACACACACAAAAAAAAAAGAAUACACUGCUGGACAUUAAACGGAACCCACCACAACCGCUUCAUUUGUCUGUGUGCGGGGAGGGGAGAGGGGGGAGAUUGAGCACUGAGAGACGUUCUCCUACCAACUGCCUCACUGCUCCUCCCUCGAUUUUUGACAGCCCUGUAAUGGCAUGUGCGGAAAUUAUCAUCAGCUCAUGUCUAAACACUUUAUGCACUUCUUGAAUGAGGGAAAAAAACAUGAACUGUUUCUGUUGUUUGGUUAGAUUUUUUUGAAAAAGUCAUAUUUGCGGUGUUUUUUCUUUCUUUUUCUUCAGAAGGGACUCCGUGGCUUGGAAAGUGUGAUACGCUCACUUGUUUUAUGCCUUGUUUGGAGUAACCUGCUGUUUAUAAAUUGUAUUUGAGAAACGGGACACUGCUAAACCACAGCUGAAAUAAAAAUAAAAAACCACAGAUUUAUUUCCUUCAAUCCACACAGGAAUAGAAUAAAGCUGGCUAGAAGUCCAUCAUUUGAUGUGGAAAGCGCACCUUAUAAGAACGAUGAGUUAUUUAGAGAGAUACUUCGGGUGAGAAGUUGAGUAAUUUUCAUUUCUGUGAAAAAAAGUAUAUAAAUCAGGAGCCUCGUGCAGAAAGUGUCCUCUAUCAUCCUAAAACAUUACCUCUUGUGCACGCUUGUGUAAGCUGUUUGUGGUUGCUGGCUUCAGUUGGUGUGCUUGUAUUUAUGUGUUGCGUGUUGGUGUUUGUGUGCGUGGGUGCACGUGCGACUGACGUGAGCGUCAUGUGCUGGAAAUGGGGGGUUCGUAAAAGACUUUGGUAAAUGUUGUGCUGCAAAUCCAAUGGUAUGUAAUGUAAAUACAUUAUUUUAUGUAUAGAAAAUGAACAUAGUUCUUCUAAUAUUUGUACAAACCUUUUCUAACUAAGAAAAACAUCCCAACGUUUUUUAAUAGGUACCGCAAUGGCUAUUCCAGAUGUGCAUAUAUAUACAUAUAUAUAUUUAUAUUUUUCAGGUAUAAAAUACUGUACAUAGCUGUACUUUUUUUUUUUAAUUGGCAAAUACAUGUUUUUUAUGUUGUUGAGAAAAUCCAUAUUUUUGUAUUGCAUGUGACUACCAUUCUGUACACGCUGUUUCUGUUUCCAUCCCUGAAAGACAAUAAAAUGAGGCUUGUCGUGUAACAAGA